Messenger RNA from Durio zibethinus, 2335 nucleotides. RefSeq names its product indole-3-acetic acid-amido synthetase GH3.6-like. Gene Ontology annotation, cellular component: cytoplasm. Lineage: Eukaryota; Viridiplantae; Streptophyta; Magnoliopsida; Malvales; Malvaceae. The record is from RefSeq and is a predicted model, not a curated record. Gene Ontology annotation, molecular function: indole-3-acetic acid amido synthetase activity.
CAUUUAUGCCCUUCCUUAUACUAGUAAUUGUUUACUCUCCUCAAUGUAUAGAAAUUAAGCUGAGUCAGCUUCAUUUCUCCCUCUAUAUAUACCCAACUCCUUUCUUCUUUCUCCUUCACACCAAAACCAAAACCAAAGACUCCAUCUUUUCUAAAUCAAAACCUCUCUUUUCUCUCUUUCUUUGCUGUUAAAAGGCUUAAAACCCAUUUUUGAAAGCUUUUUUUCUGGUUCAAAGGUGCAAAAACAAAAACCAGAAACAUGCCAGAAGCACCAAAGAACACACAAAAGCCAACAGAUUACAACCUGGAAUUGAAGAACAAGAAAACCCUUCAGUUCAUUGAAGAUGUGACUUCAAACGCUGAUGAAGUUCAAAAGAAAGUCCUGGAAGAGAUCCUUUCACGCAAUGCUCAUGUUGAGUACUUGCAAAGACAUGGCCUCAAUGGUCACACUGAUCGAGAAACUUUCAAAAAAAUUAUGCCCGUCAUCAACUAUGAGAAUAUCCAGCCUGAUAUUGACCGUAUUGCCAAUGGUGACACCUCUCCAAUCCUUUGUUCCAAGCCCAUUUCUGAGUUCUUGACAAGCUCUGGGACAUCAGGUGGAGAGAGAAAGUUGAUGCCAACAAUUGAAGAGGAGUUAGGGAGGAGGUCACUGCUCUAUAGCCUAUUGAUGCCUGUUAUGAGCCAAUUUGUUCCUGGUCUAGACGAAGGCAAAGGAAUGUACUUUUUGUUUAUAAAAUCCGAGGCUAAGACACCUGGUGGCCUUGUGGCACGCCCAGUUCUCACUAGCUACUACAAAAGUAGCCAUUUCAAAAAUAGGCCAUAUGACCCUUACACAAACUACACUAGCCCAAAUGAAACCAUUCUUUGUCCUGAUUCUUACCAAAGCAUGUAUUCUCAAUUGCUUUGUGGACUUUGCCAACACAAAGAAGUUCUCAGGGUUGGUGCUGUUUUUGCCUCUGGCUUCAUUAGGGCCAUCAGGUUUCUUGAAAAACGUUGGCCUUUCCUUUGCAAUGAUAUUAGAACUGGAACCAUUGAUGCCCAAAUCACUGACCAAUCUGUCAGAGAGGCUGUCAUGAAAAUCCUGAAACCUGAUCCUAAACUAGCUGAUUUUAUUGAGGCUGAGUGUAGCAAAGAUUCAUGGCAAGGGAUCAUAACAAGGUUAUGGCCUAAUACAAAGUAUGUGGAUGUGAUUGUGACAGGGACCAUGUCACAGUAUAUUCCCACUCUUGAUUACUAUAGCAAUAGCCUCCCUCUUGUCUGCACCAUGUAUGCAUCUAGUGAAUGCUAUUUUGGGGUCAACUUGAAGCCUCUUUGCAAGCCAAGUGAAGUUUCCUAUACUCUCAUUCCCACCAUGGCCUACUUUGAAUUCUUGCCAGUUCACAGAAACAAUGGGGUCACUAAUUCUAUUUCUGUGCGUAAAUCUCUCAAUGAGAAAGAACAACAAGAAUUGGUUAACCUUGUUGAUGUUAAGCUUGGCCAAGAGUAUGAGCUUGUUGUCACCACUUAUGCAGGACUUUACCGUUACAGAGUUGGUGAUGUGCUAAGGGUAGCAGGGUUCAAGAACAAGGCACCGCAAUUCAAUUUCGUAUGCAGAAAAAAUGUGGUUUUGAGCAUUGAUUCAGAUAAGACUGAUGAGGUUGAACUUCAAAAUGCUGUCAAGAAUGCAGUGAACCAUUUGCUGCCAUUUGAUGCAACAUUGGCUGAGUAUACUAGUUUUGGAGAUACCACUACAAUUCCCGGCCACUAUGUGCUCUACUGGGAACUUAGCCUCAAUGGUACCACCCCAAUUCCUCCCUCAGUUUUUGAAGACUGUUGCUUGACCAUUGAAGAGUCCCUCAACAGUGUGUACCGCCAAGGGCGUGUAUGUGACAAAUCAAUUGGACCUCUUGAGAUCAAGAUUGUUGAACCAGGGACAUUUGACAAGCUGAUGGACUAUGCCAUUAGCUUAGGUGCUUCAAUUAACCAGUACAAGACUCCAAGAUGUGUGAAAUUUGCUCCCAUUGUUGAACUUUUGAACUCAAGGGCUGUGUCCAGUUACUUCAGUCCCAAAUGUCCCAAAUGGUUGCCUGGCCACAAGCAAUGGAGCAACAAGAAUUAAGGGAAAUGACGGGGACUUCUCUUAAUUUGUAGCUUUCCAUGGAAGUUCACAGGAACUGUUUUUGUGAUCAUCUUAGGAAAAAGUUAAAUGGACCCAUUCUACGUUACCCCCCACCCCUCUCAUGUUUUUAUGUUUCUUUUUCUUUCAACUUCUUUAUGCAUAGGGACUUUUGAUUUAGCCAUGUACAAAAACAGUUCGUGCUUCAAGGAAAGAUCUUCCAAAAAAACAAAAGAAUUCU